This is a messenger RNA of Bactrocera dorsalis (oriental fruit fly), 4860 nucleotides long. It is a transcript of the gene spn-E, whose product is annotated as probable ATP-dependent RNA helicase spindle-E. The record is from RefSeq and is a predicted model, not a curated record. Gene Ontology annotation, cellular component: intracellular anatomical structure. Gene Ontology annotation, molecular function: ATP binding; RNA binding. Lineage: Eukaryota; Metazoa; Arthropoda; Insecta; Diptera; Tephritidae. The coding region runs from base 159 to 4511 and encodes 1450 amino acids. The transcript is spliced from 18 exons.
CCUUUAAAUUUAAUGUAUGUGAUUGGCAGCACUUUUAUGGGAAAUAACGGAGAAGUAAUUUUUGGACUAGACAAUCGAGUGAAAUAACUUUGCAGCUAAGUUUAUUAAUUUAAAAAUUAAUCGCGGGGACUAUACAUAAAUAUUUUGUGCCAACAAAAAUGGAUGAAGUGAAAACUUUCUUUGACUUCACUAAAGAAUUUAGGCGUGUUCCUGUACCGCGAGGAUGCGUUUCGGGUAACAUUGCUGCUAAUGCAGGCAAAGCUGAUAGUGGCAGACCCAUUAAGCGCGAAUAUUUCGGUGAUCAAUAUUCCAAACAGAUUGCCGAUCAAGAACGAAAACGAAUAUUAGAGGAGGACGACCCUAUGAAUGAAACACGUUCAUCACGGCAUGGUGCAACUUCAUCUACAUGCAUGGAUGAACUUGAAGAUUUAAGUGAUGAAGAUGAUGUUAAACCAAAGACAAAUCGAAUUGAUGACAAUGUAUAUACACGAUAUAACUUUAAUUUGAAUCGAGAUGAAUCGCUUCCAAUACACGAUAACAAAGACCAAAUUUUGGCUGCUAUACGUAAAUAUCCUGUGGUGGUACUUGAAGGUGAUACUGGUUGCGGAAAAACUACACAGGUGCCUCAGUAUAUACUCGACGAAGCCUAUGGAAAUCGGGAGUACUGCAAAAUUGUCUGCACACAACCACGCAGGAUUGCAGCAAUAUCUAUUGCUAGACGUGUUUGCCAGGAGAGAAAAUGGGAAGAAGGUUCCGUUGUUGGUUUUCAGGUUGGCUUGCAUGCGAAAGUUUCCGAAGAUACACGCUUGCUGUACUGCACAACUGGUGUACUGUUACAAAAACUUAUAAAGGAGAAGUCACUUAGACAUUUUACGCAUAUUAUUCUUGACGAGGUGCACGAACGUGACCAGGAAAUGGAUUUUUUACUGAUAGUUAUAAGAAAACUGUUGACUACAAAUUCACGCGGUGUAAAAAUUGUACUCAUGUCAGCCACAAUCAAUGCUGGAGAGUUCUCUGAUUACUUUACCAUACGCCGCAAUCCGGCGCCAGUGCUGCGCGUUGAUUCACGUCGCCUUUAUCAGGUGCGCGAAUUCUAUUUAUCCGAUCUGGGUCGCAUCAAUAGUACGAACACCGAUGUGGACGUAUCUGAUCCUGGCAUAUCGAAAGAAAUGUAUAAUAUUGCCUAUAAACUGAUUAUUGUCAUAGAUAAUAUAGAGAAGCAGGAAGCUUCUGUUUCCAUGGAUCCUAGCUCUCUGCCACAAACCUCGAUUCUGAUCUUUCUACCUGGUAUCAAUGAAAUUGAUCAAAUGUGCCACAAAUUAGAAUCGUUAAGCGAAUCUGUUGACAAUAAUGUAAAACUCUUUCCUAUACGCCUACAUUCAUUAAUCUCGCCGGAUGAGCAGAGCAAAGUAUUUAAUCACCCACCAACUGGUUUUCGUAAAGUAAUAUUGGCGACAAAUAUUGCGGAAAGUUCUAUAACCGUGCCGGACGUUAAAUACGUCAUUGAUUUUUGCCUAACGAAGUCACUGAUCACUGAUACUGCUACAAAUUUCUCGUCGUUGCAACUGCAUUGGGCAUCACGUGCCAAUUGUCGUCAGCGUGCUGGUCGUGCGGGUCGUGUAAUGAAUGGCCGUGUCUAUCGCAUGGUCUCAAAAGAUUUCUAUGAACACUAUAUGGAAGAAUUUGGUACCGCUGAAAUGUUGCGUUGCCCAUUAGAAAACGCAGUGCUUAAAGCCAAAAUGCUUGACAUGGGUCCACCGCCAGAUAUACUCGGUUUGGCUAUGACACCGCCUAAUCUCUCGGACAUUCAUAACACGAUAUUGACUUUGAAAGAGGUGGGCGCACUUUUCACCACCGUUAAUGGCGCAUAUUCCAUACAAGAUGGUGAUUUGAGUUUUAUGGGUCGUGUGAUGGCCGUCAUGCCAUUAGAUAUACGUCUAACACGUCUCAUAUUGUUGGGUUAUAUAUUCAGCGCUAUGGAAGAGGCGAUUAUAAUCGCUGCCGGCUUGAGUGUGCGUUCUAUAUUCCGCUCUGGCGUCGAUCGUCGUGGUCGUGAAAAUACCCAAGUGGAGGCAUAUAUACAAAAACUAGUUUGGGCUGACGGUUCUGGCUCGGACUUAUUUGCAAUUUUAAGAGCUUAUCGUCUUUGGUCAUCGAUGCGCGAACAACAAAAUAUCCACGAGGAAGCCAGCGAACACUAUUGGGCCAAUCGUUAUUUCAUCAAUUUGCGUUCAAUGAAAGAAAUGCAUUUGCUUGUGCUGGAAUUACGUGAACGCUUGCAAAGGCUUGGCAUACGUGAGCAGCAUGCCUAUCAGCGUGUUUGCUGGAUUGAUCGCGAAAAAAUAAUUAUAUUGAAAAUCAUUAUUGCUGGCGCUUUCUAUCCCAACUAUUUUACACGUUCGAAUUUGAAUGAUACCGAACGUGAACGUGGUAUUUACCAUACGCUCUGCGGCAAUGAUCCCUGCAAUACCGUCUACUUUACCGGCUUCAAUACACGCCAUAUUGGCCAAUUGUAUACGGGCUCCAUUAAGGAACUGUUUAAAUUUAUGCGCAUACAUCCGAAGAAUAUCGAAGUGCGUUUUCAGCCAGGCGCCGAACGUGUGUUUGUCACUUUCAAAAAAGAUCAAGAUGCCGAUGACGAUGGUGGUACGUAUCGGCUGCUUGUGCCGGGACGUGUUUGCCCUGAUGUUUAUAAGGCUGUGCGCAUGCGUAUGCUUGGCAUACGCACAAGCAUACGUGUCAUGGAUCCACGUAACGAGGUGCGCUAUGCCGAGGAGCGUCGUAUUGGCACAAUGGUGGAAGGUGUUUGGCAACCGGUCAAGAAGCAAAUCAAAAAUCCUGAAUUAGUUGUCUUGCCCUCUGUUUUUCAAAAAAUGAUACGUGGCUACAUAACUCAUAUUGAAAGUUGCAGCAAAUUUUAUUUUCAACCGCUUACGGAAAUGGAGCGUUUACGUGAAAUCCAUGCACUCUUGAAUAGUCCCGAAAAUCUACAAAGCGGUCGUUUCCAAAGUCCUGCCGCCAUAGCUAAAGGCAUGAUGGUAGCCGCACCGUUUGAAAAUAAAUACCAUCGCGCUAGGAUAGUGAAAGUGCUAACUGCGGCUCGACAACAUUGCCAAUUUAAGGUAUUCUUCGUCGAUUAUGGCAAUACUGAUGUUAUAGAUUUCGAACAAUUGCGUCGCUUCUCGCGUCACUGUGAGUCGCUUCACGACAUACCGCCGCGUAUGUUUGAAUGUCGCCUUGUAAUGGUCGAGCCGUCAACGGUGAAAUGUCCCAGCGGCAAAUGGCCCGAUGAAGCAAUGGAAUUCAUGCAACAGACAGCCGAUGCGGGUGUGGUGGAAAUUGAAGUUUACUCCGUGGUGUCUGGUAUUUCGAAUGUGAUCAUAAAAACCGCUACAGGCACACUAAACGAUAUAUUGGUGGAAAAGGGGCUCGCACAUAAAUCGGAUGAGAAUUAUAUGUCCAAGGCCGAUCAUGAUUUCCGCUUACGUAAACAAGUUGUUGCUACACGUUUCCUCGAUGAAGAUCAUUCCAAGCAAAAUGAAGAAUAUUUACGCUCCAUACAACCGGAAGCCGAUGUCGAAGUGGAUCCACCACCACGUGAAUAUUGCACCAAAACUAUUAACCUACGCGGUCCAUAUAGUGCGCUCGAGACGAAAAUUUUCUCCGCCGUGCGCAUAGGCACCUGGAAGAGUGUGCACGUCGAACGUGAUUCGGUGAAUUCCGUAUUGAUUGACACAGAUCCGCAGGAUGUGCACGAACGUCUAAUUGUUGCGGCCAGCAUUACGGAAGCGCAAAACACCGAAACGCUUACGGCGCGCGCGACGACACUUAUGCCAAAUAUACAUGGUUUUAGCGCAUUAAUGACGCUGCUCUUCUGUCCAACCAUGCAGAUAAAACGUAAUAUUAACAAAACCAAAUAUGUGGCAAUACUAGCGGGAUUGGGUUAUAAUAAGGAUAACUAUAAGCCACUCUAUGAGGAGCACGAUAUUGUCUUGAAUCUAGAUGCUGACAUUACAAAGGACGAUUUAGAGUUGAUUAAUCAACUGCGCUACUGCAUGGAUACCAUGUUAUAUACGGAUCCAAGUGAUGAGCGUCCAACUAUUUUGCCAAAUAUGCGCGCCGAUUUAUCGGCCAAAAUUAAAAACUUAAUUAUAAGAUUAUUGAACAGAAAUCGCAAAUAUAUUGAAACACAUGUGGAUAGUCACGAUAAUGUAUGGCAACCUUACGAUGUAGAAGACUUGAUCGAAACCGAACCCAUUUACGGUCAUCGCUCACUGUUCCCGAUGCAUUCAGCACUCAAAUUGUACGAUGAAAAAUUCGAUCGCAUACACUCGUUGGGCGUACACUGUCAGGAGUUGCAUCGUUUGUGUCAGUUUGAUGGCCCCAUACAAACGCUCACUUGUCAGCUAUGUAAUCAAAAUUUGGAGAAUAUCGUACAACUACGCAUACAUUUGCUCUCUCAGCUGCAUCGUGAUCGUGAGCAUCAGAUACGUUUCAAAAUGCCGCGUUAACUUUUGCGUUAGUUUGUAUAAACUACCUGCAAACGCUAUUUUCCACACGCAAUAAACGAAAAAACGUUAUUUUCCACACACCAUAAACGAACUAUAUUCGUUUAUUUAAAGUGUGUUAGUAUUUCUAAGUUAAUUUUUAAGUUUUCUACUUCUUAUAUAUGACAUGGUACAUACCCGAAAGCGAAUUUAAAAAUAUUACCACUUAUAUACAUACAUACAUACAAUUUUUUUUUGAACAUAUUGAAUUGAAUGUCCAUUUGUUUUGAAUUACCAUUUUAUUUUUUUUAUUAAAACUUCUCAUUAAUUUGUAAUUUUACGUAUUAAUAAACUUGCUACUCUACAUAACAUA